This is a messenger RNA of Clavispora lusitaniae ATCC 42720, 1197 nucleotides long. RefSeq names its product Wsc2p (gene WSC2). Lineage: Eukaryota; Fungi; Ascomycota; Pichiomycetes; Serinales; Metschnikowiaceae. The record is from RefSeq and is a predicted model, not a curated record.
AUGUCCACCACCAUUAUCACCCCAUUACUACUAUUGGCGCUAUGGGUGGUUCCCCAGGCUUAUGCCCAAUUCUCUGGCUUGGGAUGCUUUUCUGAAUCUGACAUCUCUUCCUUCUUGUCUCUGAAAGGCUCCUAUACUUAUCAAUCUACGGGCUAUUGCCAGGACCAAUGUUCGGGUGACAAAGUGGCUGCUUUGCUCAAUGGCCAAUAUUGCUACUGUGGUCUGACUGUGCCUUUAAGCUCUUUAGAGGUAUCCAACUCCAAAUGUGACACUCCUUGUCAAGGUUAUAACAUACAAACUUGUGGUGGUGAUGGAUACUUCUAUGUUUACAUUAACGACGACGUAGAUGGUUCCACUAUGGCGUCUUCGAGUUCGUCAUCACCUCUGGGACUGCUGUCUUCUUCCAAAUCAGCAUCUUCUACGGAUGCGAGUCUGACUUCUCAAUCUCCAUCCUCCCUGGGUGGGAGUCCUUCUACGCUGUCCUCCCCUUCUGCAUCGAAACUGGACUCUGUUAAUAGUUCGUCAAAAUCUGCUAGCAAAUCGCUGCCUACCAGCUCCGAUGCUGAUAGCACUACUAAGUCCAACAGCGAAGUGACCUCCGCACCCGAAUCAGGUGCAAUUGUUGUCACAUCGGCAACCACGGUUACCAGUGGCCCAGCUAGCCCGUCUAUAAUAGAGGUCACCACAACCAUCUCGUCUUCAGCCUCCAGUACUGCUAAUAGCAACGAGAGAACUCACAAUGGUUCAGGCUCUAAAAAUUCCCUCUCUGGUGGUGCUAUCGCUGGUAUUGUUAUAGGUGUGCUCGCUGGUGUUGCAUUGCUUGCAGCAAUUGCUUUCUUGUUUUGGAAAAGAAGAAGGGAAGAACCUGCGGAAGAGGAGGACUUUUACGACGUUGGUGGAGUACGGCAAAACGGCUUUGAUGGCGUCAACCCAAAUCCUUACAUUGAUGGAAGAGGUACGGCAGGAGCUCUUGCUGCAAGCGGCCUUGCAGCACACGACCAUCACAACUCAAACACUUCCAGGUCAUACUCCUCCAAUAACGAUGAUGUAUUCUUUUUUGAUAACAUGAACUCCCACAGAGGAGAUGACGCUCUACGCCCGCCGGAUUCGGAGGAGUAUGGCCGUCGUCGCUUGUCAGACGGGUCUCUACCAGAUAUGGUUCAACGGAACCCUGGGUCUUUGAAGGUGGUUAAUUAG